UACAUGUCGUCAGUGGCGGAUGGUGGCUAUGAAAUGGCUAGCCCAAGCCUUUUAGUUGGACACGCGUGCCUGUGAAAAUCAUGAUAUGCAAGAUUAAUAAAUUGUUUGGCAGACAAAACAAGAUUAAAAGUGUGCUGUAUAAAACGAGGGUAAGAGUGAAACGAUAUGCGUACACACAUGCGGUUUCUGUGUCCGCCAAACAUUCAAAACAAAACAACGCAAGUCAGAUGACCGAGACCCACGUGGGGCGCGAAACCCAGCGAAUCAGAAAGGCGCAAGUCACAGUGAAGGUCCAAUAAGGAUGCAGCUCGAGCUAUCUUCUACAAUGUAAACAAAAGGUGCAUCCGCAAUAUUAUUAGUCUUACUGUAGUUUUUCACAUUCUGACCUUGCACUCUAGGGACAGUGUUUGUCAUUGUAUGUAGUGUGUGUUAAAAAUUGGGAUCUACUUUGGAUUUCAGAUUCCCAUGUCAUCUCAGAGAGUGGCUCUUGUAAUGGAUGUGAAGACAGCGGCUCUACAGUAGUGAUUGAAUACAAGAUGGCUGCAACCCUAAGGGUCGUGCUUGGAACAGACGAUGCAUCCAAAUUGAGACUUCCAACUGGAAUUCCUGAUUCAGUCGAGGACCUGAAAAGAGAAAUUACAAGACAGUGUGGUUUGUCAGGAAACUUCAGACUACAGUACAGAGACAUUGAGUUUGACAAUGAGUUUGUUAAUUUGUCCUCCACUGCUGAACUGCAAGACAAGAGCACUGUUAAAGUGAUUUACCUACCAAAUGAGACAGACAUGAGCCCUCGCCAUGAUCCAUCCUCUGUACCUGAAGAACUGGAUGAGGCCUCUUCCAUUUCAUCAUCUCUUUCCACUGCAGACACCGACAUACUUUCCUCCCCUGGAUCUACCUCUUCAGGUCCAUCGCUGCGUUCACAGCCAUGGCCCCAAACCUUCCCAAUACCUCAGUUCAGUUAUGAGGUAGAGGUUCAGCUGGAGAGGGCCAACUGCACUCACCUGAGCAGUGGCACACUUCUUAGUCCCAGUGCCAAACUGAAGUCCGACAUCUUGGAUAGUUUAGCAUCAGAAAUCAUAAAAUACAAAGUGUACCCUUCCAGUGCGGAGUUUGAUACCGUGGCAGAGGCACUUAUAAGGAAGCAUCCUUGUUUGAAGGAGCAGGGAUCAGUCUGUGGGUACUAUGGGUGGAAAAUAAGUUUAAAAUACAAAAUGGCCAACUACCGCACCAGGCUGAGGGGCAUUGGCUGUCCAGAGUUAAGCAUCAAUUCGAUGAAGGGAAAGCAUGGCACCACUGGCCAAAGUCCAAACCAGGUGAAAAAGCCACGGAAAGCGGAGGUCAACUACUGUCCUGACUUUCCGGUGGGGGAAACAAAAGAGUCUCUUGAGGAGGAACGGCAAGCACUUCUUUUAGAGAUAAAGAAGAAAAACCAGCAACAAAUAAAAAGUAAAAUGGGAAAAACAUUUGCCUACCGAAGGCAGGAAAUUGUUAUGGACAUGCCCUUCAUCACUGAGCUCAAAAGCAGGUGGCCAGCUCUGUUUUCUGAGAGUGAGGUAAAUGCAGAAUUUACCCGCAUCACCACUGUUCCACUUCUGUCCAAAUUCAUGUCCCAGCUGGAUGGAUACUCUGAUCGCUUACUGAAAGUGUUCAGAAAGAAGGGGGGUGAAGCCGGACGCAAAAUCAGACUGAUCACGGCAGUCAUGGACAAGGAUCCUAGGAUUGAGAGGCGCAGAGAAUGUGUCAUCAAAGGACUUUGCAUCUAUCUAAAUGAAGAGCCUGAAAGCCUAAUAAAAACCUACCUGGAUGCCAGUUCUGAUGCAAGCCAUGGAAUGGAGGCCAUCGUCAUGGGGAUCUAUGUCAUACAACAUGAGGGAGCAGAGCCCGAUGAAGAUCCAGAAGAUGUAGGAGUCAUAAUUGAGGGAGUCAACGUUUUGCAAGGUCUCAGGAAUGUGGCAAAUGGAUGUGUGCUCCUGCUCGGCCUCAUUUACAGCUUGAAUUUGAGCUACCCAAAGGAGCUGAAGCACACGUUUGAAUUCCUUCAAAAAGUGGUGAUGGAGUUGGAUGGUAACCGACUUUCCCAAAAGGUGCAGGUCCUCAAAAACAGACUGCUUGAGUAAUCUUUUCAACUUGUUUCAAAACACACACACACACACACUAGCUUUAUCUCUAUCUUUCACAUACACAACACAAUGACUUGGAUGAGGACUAUUCUACUACUUCUUUUCAUGGGAGUCCAUGAACGUCUUCCUUUAUGUGCUACUGAUUUGUGAGUGAUUGUUUGUAGAUUUGUUCAAUUGGGUAGUUUUAUGGAGGUUGGCUUAUCUGUAUUACUCAUCUCUGCCAUACCAAGUCCGUUUGUAAUUUCCUUGUUCGUGGCAUUUGACAUGGUAACAUUUUGAUUUGACUUUUUUAUGGGGGCUGUUUUAGUCAUCUAGAUUUUAGUAAUCUUAAAGUGGCCAAAUGCAACUUCAAGAGUUGACAAUUUUCUUUGUAUUAGUACCGGUAUUCCGAAAGCUGCCAAAUUGUGAUUGUUAAAAUUAUAAAUAAAAGUGGGUUUAAAGAAUUCAAUUUUGUGUCAUUUAUUUGAAUA
Larimichthys crocea (large yellow croaker) is the source of this 2590-nucleotide messenger RNA. RefSeq lists its product as uncharacterized. Lineage: Eukaryota; Metazoa; Chordata; Actinopteri; Sciaenidae. The transcript is spliced from 5 exons. The record is from RefSeq and is a predicted model, not a curated record. The coding region runs from base 537 to 2117 and encodes 526 amino acids.